CUCCACUCAUCCACUCCUUUAAAAAUCUCAAAGCCGCUUCUUUAUGUCCCUUUCCCUCCCCCAAUUUUGAACCACAAAGCAAGCAAGAAAGCAAGAAAAUCAAAAGCAUAAACCCCAUCGCUAACAAACUCACAGCAAAAGCGCACGAGAUGUUCAAAAUCUUUAGAGGAAGAGAUACCACCGCCGACUCCUCACCGCAGUCAUCCUACUCGCCUUCGUCUUCGUCCUCCUUGUCGCCGUCCCCGUCGUCUCCUCCUGUCACCGGACCGGCGAGGCCGAUCCGACUUGUUUACUAUGAUGAGAAAGGGAAGUUCCGGAUGGAUUCAGAAGCGGUGGCUGCUCUCCAGCUUGUUAAGGAACCAAUCGGUGUUGUUUCGGUUUGCGGUCGCUCUCGACAGGGAAAAAGCUUUAUUUUGAAUCAGCUUCUUGGCAGGAGUAGUGGAUUUCAAGUAGCUUCCACUCAUCGGCCAUGUACCAAAGGACUUUGGUUAUGGAGUGCGCCUUUAAAGAGAACUGCUCUUGAUGGAACUGAGUACAAUCUUUUACUGUUAGAUAGUGAAGGCAUAGAUGCCUUUGAUCAAACGGGGACAUACAGCACUCAGAUAUUCUCCUUAGCUGUCCUACUAUCCAGUAUGUUCAUUUACAAUCAGAUGGGUGGUAUAGAUGAAGCAGCACUUGAUCGACUCUCUCUUGUCACUCAAAUGACCAAACAUAUUCGUGUCAGAGCUUCUGGAGGAAGGAGUUCAGCUUCUGAACUUGGACAGUUCUCCCCAAUCUUUGUUUGGCUUCUAAGGGAUUUUUAUCUAGAUUUAGUAGAGGAUAACAAGAGAAUAACACCCCGUGACUAUCUAGAGCUUGCUCUAAGACCAGUUCAGGGAAGUGGAAAAGAUAUAGCUGCUAAGAACGAGAUUCGGGACUCUAUUAGAGCUCUAUUUCCAGACAGAGAAUGCUUCCCCCUUGUGCGGCCUUUGAACAAUGAAAAUGAUCUCCAGCGUAUGGAUCAAAUAUCGUUAGAUAAACUAAGGCCUGAAUUUAGAGCUGGGCUGGAUGCAUUGACAAAAUUUGUUUUUGAGAGAACAAGGCCCAAGCAAGUUGGCGCUACUGUAAUGACAGGCCCAAUCCUUGUUGGUAUUACAGAAUCUUACCUGGAGGCUCUCAAUAAUGGUGCUGUCCCAACAAUAUCUUCUUCAUGGCAGAGUGUUGAAGAAGCUGAGUGUAGGCGAGCAUAUGACACUGCUACAGAAAUUUAUAUGUCGAGUUUUGACCGUUCGAAGCCACCUGAGGAAGUUUUUUUGAGAGAAUCACAUGAUGAAGCGGUUCAAAAAUCACUGGCUGCAUUUAAUGCUGCCGCUGUGGGGAUUGGUUCAGCAAGGAAGAAGUACGAAGGGCUUCUCCAGAAAUUCUUCAGAAGAGCAUUAGAGGAUUACAAGAGGAAUGCUUUUAUGGAGGCAGACUUGAGAUGUUCAAAUGCUAUACAAAACAUGGAAAAGAGACUGAGAGCAGCCUGUCACGCUUCUGAUGCCAACAUAGAUAACAUUGUGAAAGUCCUUGAUGGUCUUCUAUCUGAAUAUGAGACAUCUUGUCAUGGCCCAGGGAAAUGGCAGAAAUUAGCAAUGUUCCUACAACAAAGUUUGGAAGGUUCAAUACUUGACCUUGCAAAGCGGCUUAAUGAUAAAAUUGGAUCCGAGAAGAGUUCUCUUAUGCUGAGAUGUCACUCAAUGGAGGAUAAAAUGGCAUUACUUCACAAGCAGCUAGAAGCUAGUGAGAAAGACAAGUCUGAAUAUAUGAAGCGCUAUGAUGAAGCUAUUAAUGAAAAGAAGAAGCUUGCUGAUGACUAUAUGAGGCGCAUAAAUGAUUUACAAAGUAAUCGCGGCUCAUUGGAUGAGAGGUGUUCUAGCUUAGUGAAAGCAUUGGAAUCUGCCAAGCAAGAAACAUCGAAUUGGAAAAGAAAACAUGAUCAAGUGUUAUCAAAGCAGAAAGCUGAUGAAGAGCAGGCAGCUUCAGAGAUUGCAAUACUCAAGUCACGGAGCAGUGCUUCUGAAGCAAGGUUGGCUGCAGCUCAUGAACAAACAAGGUCAGCUGAAGAAGAUGCAGCAGAGUGGAAACGGAAGUAUGACAUUGCUGUAAGAGAGACAAAAGCUGCUCUAGAGAAGGCGGCAAAUGUGCAAGAAAGAACUAAUAAAGAAACACAACUGAGGGAAGAUGCACUGCGGGAAGAAUUUUCUAGCCAUUUGGUUGUUAAGGAAGAUGAAAUAAAGGAAAAGAACAGGAGAAUUGAGUAUGCGGAGCAGUGUUUGACUGCUUUAAAUUUGGAGCUAAAGGCUGCUGAGUCAAAAAUGAAGAGUUAUGGCACUGAAAUAUCAUCCCUGAAGCUUGAAAUUAAAGAGUUGGUUGAGAAGCUAGAGACUGCAAAUACUAAGGCCCAAUCUUAUGACAAAGAAGCUAGGAUUCUGGAACAAGAGAAGAUCCAUCUGGAGCAAAGGUAUCAAUCUGAGUUUGAGAGGUUUGCAGAAGUCCAGGAAAGGUGUAAUCAUGCUGAAAAAGAAUGUAAGAGGGCUACGGAAUUAGCUGAUAAAGCAAGAGCUGAUGCAGUAUCUGCUCAAAAGGAAAAAAAUGAGUUUCAGAAAUUGGCAAUGGAAAGAUUAGCCCAAAUUGAGAGGGCUCAGAGGCAUAUUGAAAGUUUGGACAGACAGAAAAAUAAUUUGGCUGGUGAACUUGAAAGAGUUCGUGUGUCGGAGUUGGAUGCUGUCUCGAAAGUUUCAUUACUAGAAGCUAGAGUAGAAGAAAGGGAGAAAGAAAUAGAGUCACUUUUGAAAUCAAACAAUGAGGAGAGGGCUAGCACAGUUAAAGCACUUCAAGAUCUUCUGGAAGAUGAACGUAAAGCCCACAGUGUUGCAAAUAAGAGAGCCGAAGACUUCUCUCUUCAGUUGGAAGUGGCACGGGCUAAACUCGAUGCCCUUCAACAGGAGUUUACUUCAGUUCGUCUGAAUGAAUCAGCAUUGGAUAAUAAGCUUAAGGCUGCUUCCCAUGGCAAACGAUUUAGAACUGAUAAUGUUGAAAUGGGUGGAGGAUCUGUUCAAGACGCUGUCACAAAUGACAGGAGAGUAAAUAAGAGGUCUAGGAGUACAACCAGCCCUGUAAUGUUUACACAGCCAGAAGAUGGUGGUUCAGUGUUUAAGGGGGAUGAUGAUGAUAAUCAGAGUCAGCAAACUGGCCAGGAAGAUUAUAAAAAGUUUACUGCUCAGAAGCUAAGGCAGGAACUCACAAAACACAAUUUUGGUGCCGAGCUCCUUCAGUUGCGAAACAACAACAAGAAAGACGUCCUUGCUUUAUAUGAGAAAUGUGUUCUUCGGAAGUCAUGAGAGUUUCAUUAUCGACAUGUACAGGGGUGGUUUGUGUAGUUUAAUAGGAGUGUUAGCGAAUAGAAUAGAGGUGUUUUAUGCUCUAAAUCGGUUGAUUAUCUGUAGAUUCUCCUAGUUUUGGUACCAAAUACCAAGUUAGAAAAAAUAUUUUGCUGGAACGAACGGGGCUUGUUCAUGCCGCAUUGAGGGUGAGGUUUAUGGUUUUUUUUUUGUUUUUCUUGGUCUUUUGAAUCUAAACCCCCGUAAGAUAUAUUUAUUUGAGUUCGCUUACGGUGGGCCAACCUGAUCCGUAGUUGGGGUUCCUGGAGUCUGGACAGCUUGCAUGUAACCACUGUCGCCCUGUUAGCUCUAGGAUAGAAGAUUAUGGAGUGAACUUUAUUAUGGUUUCAGUCUUAUUUUGAUGUUCUUAAGUUUACUUGUGUGCAUAA
Messenger RNA from Populus trichocarpa (black cottonwood), 3790 nucleotides. RefSeq lists its product as uncharacterized. NCBI's taxonomy places the organism in Eukaryota, Viridiplantae, Streptophyta, Magnoliopsida, Malpighiales, Salicaceae. The transcript is spliced from 14 exons. Gene Ontology annotation, molecular function: GTP binding; GTPase activity. The record is from RefSeq and is a predicted model, not a curated record. Bases 150 to 3362 code for a protein of 1070 amino acids.